Molecule: messenger RNA, 2877 nt
Organism: Triticum turgidum subsp. durum (durum wheat)
Lineage: Eukaryota; Viridiplantae; Streptophyta; Magnoliopsida; Poales; Poaceae
Source: the annotation of a GenBank genome assembly
AUGACCCACUUGAGGAGAGAUGCAAAGGAGCACACAAGUCCAGGGUGCUACAUUUUUUUUUCUGCAUCCUUCUUGCAUUAUGAGACCAACUUGCUGUACAUUUGGUUCAACUGGUCUGCAGUCGAUGCUUUGAGAGCUAUCAGAGGCAGCUUGAGUGAUCCACUGGGACGUCUCGAUAACUGGAACCGUGGAGAUCCGUGCGUCGGAAAUUGGUCCCGUGUUAUCUGUUACAAUGUAACAGCAAGCGAUGGAUACUUUCAUGUGCGGCAACUGGAGCUUCUACGGUUAAAUUUAUCUGGGACUCUAGCUCCUGAGCUUGGCCAGCUGUCUCGCAUGAAAAUAUUGGAUUUUAUGUGGAACUCAAUUGGUGGGAGCAUUCCUAAGGAGGUUGGCAACAUUACUUCCCUGGAACUAUUGCUCUUAAAUGGGAACCAGUUGACUGGUUCUUUACCAGAGGAAAUUGGCUUCGUUCCUAAUUUGAAUAGGAUUCAGAUUGAUCAGAACCAUAUAUCCGGAUCCAUACCUAAAUCAUUCGCUAACCUGAACAAAACCGAGCACUUUCACAUGAACAAUAAUUCAUUGAGUGGUCAAAUUCCACCUGAACUGUCCAGAUUACCUUCCCUUGUUCAUCUAUUGUUGGAUAACAAUAACUUAUCUGGCUAUCUUCCUCCAGAAUUAUCGCAGCUACCAAAACUGCUUAUCGUCCAGCUAGACAAUAACAACUUCUCGGGGAGUUCAAUUCCUUCAUCUUAUGGCAAUAUCACCACACUUCUGAAGUUGAGUUUGAGAAACUGCAGCUUGGAAGGUCCCGCUCUUGAUGCCAGUGGAAUACCGCAACUUGGCUACUUGGAUAUUAGUUGGAAUCAGUUGACGGGUCCCAUACCAUCUGGCAAACUAGCGAGCAACAUAACUACAAUAGAUCUUUCCCACAAUCGUCUUAACGGUUCUAUUCCUGGAAGUUUCUCCGGCCUUCCUAAUCUCCAAAGAUUGUCAAUGGAGAAUAAUAACUUGGAUGGUUCUGUUCCAUCUGAUGUCUGGCGAAAUAUUGAUUUCAGUGGAAAUAGAAGCCUGAUAUUGGAUUUCCAUAACAACGCUCUCACGAAUCUAUCAAAUCCUCUUACACCCCCUGCGAAUGUUACCAUCCUGUUAUCUGGAAACCCCAUAUGCACAUCGCAAAAUCAACUGAAUAUAUCUCAGUAUUGCCAAUCAAUUUCAGUUGUUGUUCCUGGAGGUUCCACAAAUAACAAUACACUUUGUCCGCCAUGCUCAACCGACCUUCCUCACGAAAACAUACUAAGGUCACCAAUCCCAUGCUUAUGUGCUAUUCCACUUCACGUCGAUUACCGGCUGAAGAGUCCAGGAUUCUGGGAUUUUGUUCCGUACGAAGCUGAAUUUCAACACUACUUAUCAUCUGGUCUUUCAUUGUCUUCGUAUCAAUUGGAAGUCUCUACUUUUAUGUGGGAAGAAGGCCCAAGACUGAAGAUGAACCUUAAGCUUUUCCCUAACAACACUCCGUUGUUUAACUCUGGUGAAGUGCUGAGACUGAGGGACAUGUUCACAGGGUGGCUCAUCACAGACUCGGAUAUAUUUGGGCCCUAUGAGCUUAUCGACUUCAUCCCAGGGUGGUAUGAAAAUGUACUACCGCGUCGUACAGAGUCCAGUCUCAGUACAGGUGCCACUGUUGGUAUUGUCAUCGCAGCAUUUGCUGCAGCGGCAAUUCUUUCAUCCCUCGUUACUCUAAUUAUAUUGAGAAGGCGUUCAAGUCAAAUUUCAAAGAGACGCACUGCGAAAAGAAUUCAGAUGAAAAUUGAUGGCGUAAGAGACCUCACUUUUGAAGAAUUAUCAAAUUGUACAAGCAAUUUUAGUGACUCGGCACUAAUUGGUCAAGGAGGGUAUGGAAAAGUAUACAGGGGGGUUCUGGCUGAUGGAACAGGAGCUGCAGUAAAACGUACACAACAGGGAUCUCUUCAGGGUUCAGAGGAGUUCUUCACAGAGAUAGAAUUGUUGUCCAGGCUGCAUCACCGAAACCUGGUUUCUUUGGUUGGAUAUUGCGAUGAAGAUAAUGAGCAGAUGCUGGUGUAUGAGUAUAUGCCAAAUGGUAAUCUACGUGAUCAUCUUUCAGCUAAAGCUAAAGAGGCUCUAAGUUUUCCCAUGAGGUUACGAAUUGCACUGGGAUCAUCACGAGGGAUCCUCUACUUGCACACGGAAGCAGACCCUCCGAUAUAUCAUCGUGACAUCAAGUCUAGCAAUAUUUUAUUGGACUCGAAGUUUGUAGCAAAGGUUUCUGAUUUUGGUCUCUCGAGGCUUGCCCCACUGCCGGCAAUGGAGGGGGUCGCCCCUGGUCAUGUGUCCACUGUUGUGAAGGGUACCCCGGGUUAUCUUGACCCGGAGUAUUUCCUCACGCAUAAUCUGACGGACAAGAGCGACGUGUACAGCCUCGGUGUCGUUUUUCUGGAACUGCUGACAGGGAUGCAGCCCAUUUCUCAUGGGAAAAACCUGGUCAGAGAGGUUGUGGCGGCGAACCAGUCAGGGAUGAUAUUGUCGGUGGUGGACACACGGAUGGGUCCGUGCCCGUGGGAGUGCGUGGAGAGGUUCGCGGCGCUGGGGCUGCGGUGCUGCCGGGACGAGACGGACGCGAGGCCGUCCAUGGUGGAGGUGGUGCGGGAGCUGGAGACGAUAUGGCAGAUGACGCCAGAGACGGAUAGCGUGCCGUUGGAGUCCGAGUCUCGGUGUCCAUGGACCCCGGGCCGCACAGGCACGCAGCUGUCGUCGUCGUCCGCCGGGGGGUUGAUGAUGGCCUACCAGUACAUGUCGUCCUCGGACGCCUCCGGCAGCAACCUUCUCAGCGGCGUGGUGCGCAGCACCAACCCUCGCUGA